Acanthoscelides obtectus is the source of this 668-nucleotide messenger RNA. Lineage: Eukaryota; Metazoa; Arthropoda; Insecta; Coleoptera; Chrysomelidae. The record is from the annotation of a GenBank genome assembly.
AUUCUAUCAUAAUUCUAUUUCGUAAACAGAUUUUUAUUACUUUCUUGAUCAAUCUUUCAACUAUUGGCAUCAUUAUUCGUUGUGGACUUCAAAAUGGACCUAAAUUUUGUGCAAGCUGAUAACAGCAAUCUACCUAAGGUUGACGCAUUAAUGGUAGCAUUUUUCUUCAAAAAUAAUGCGGACUACUAUGCUGCGGAACUCAAACAUGUGAAAACAACAAUGUCUGGAAGGGAGUCCUACGGAGACGAUGCAAUUGGCUAUGUGCAGCUGCACCGGGAGCAUGGACUUUGCACACUUAAGUGCAAAAUGUGCCCAGAGCACAAAGUGAGAUCAAAAGCUUAUAAUGUGACAAUGGUUAUCAACGAAAAUGAAAGCGAGAUAAUAAGUUGUCAGUGCCAUGACUGUGCUGCUUCAGCAGGAGGCUGCAAGCAUGCAGUCGCUUUUUUGAUGUGGGUACAUCGGCGCAGUGAGGAACCUCCAUCUACUUCGGUGGAAUGUUAUUGGAAAAAGCCAACAUUGUCAAGAGUAAGGACUACUCUGAAGUACAUCCCGGUGCAGCAGAUUUCGAAAAAGACACAGACCAAGUACAUCAGCACUUUACACAGACUUUAUUUUGGAAGCCAAAAAAAGAAAACUUCAACACUGUGAAUUGAUAAAAUAUCAGGACG